Copidosoma floridanum is the source of this 1416-nucleotide messenger RNA. Its product is annotated as transmembrane protein 26. The record is from RefSeq and is a predicted model, not a curated record. Lineage: Eukaryota; Metazoa; Arthropoda; Insecta; Hymenoptera; Encyrtidae.
AUGGCAAAAUUUGUAGCGAGCAUAAAGGCAAUAAUAACGCGUCUCGUUUUCGCGGCACACGGUUUCGUAGCUAUAUGGCAAGUGACGAAAUUCAAACGCAAUCCAAUUUAUUGGUACCUCAGUUGUCCAAUAAUACUACUGUUUUUCGAAGGAAUUUUCACGCUCACCAUCAAAGAAAAUCAAGAAUGGAAGUGGUUUUGCCCGUCGGUCUUUCUGUACCUGGGCAGCGUCGUGCCGGCCAUUUGGCUCUUGGAGUUGGACAAGGUCGACAGGAGAAUGAGAAACUUCGGCUCGAGCGUCAUCUUCGACGACACGUUCGACCUGACGAACGUCGAGGACUUGAAGCAGCUCCAGAAAACUCUGGGGACCAACAUCCGUCUGCCAGACAUCCAAAUGUCGACCGAGAUGUGGGUGACCCUGAUUGAGCAGUUCCUCAUGCUGAUCCUCAUAGUGGGCCGGUGGAUGCUACCAAAGGGCGAGCUGACGCGCGACCAACUGAGCCAACUGCUCCUCGUGUACAUAGGCACGGCGGCCGACAUAAUCGAGUUCUUCGACUCGUUCAAGGAGGACAGGGUCGCGCGGGAGCCCAUCCUCGUUUACCUGACCCUGGGCAUGUGGUCGUGGUCCCUCAUGCAGUUCACCGUCGUGCUCACCGCCACGAAAUCGCGAAAGUCGCGGCUGUCCUCGGGAUCGGCCCUACGGAAGAAGACCACCAGAGGAACCAACUGCUGCAACAUCGACGUCUGGGCCAUCGCCAUAAACAUGCUGCUCCAGGACGCCCCGUUCCUCAUAUUCCGGCUGAUACUGAUAAUCCACUUUAAAAUCGUGAGCUACAUGAACAUAUUCUUCACGUGCAAGAACACCCUGGUGAUACUGCUGCAGAUGUAUCGUUUGUACGUCGUGCAGAGCGAGAACCGCGAAAAACGCGAGAAGCUGAAGAGGACGAGGAGGAGGCGCUACUGCGAGAGUUACGAGAACGGCAACAUAAGCAUCAUUUCGCGAGCCGAUACCUGCUACGCCGAGCGGAAGAGGCGAAAUCGGAGUGGCGAAGACGAUUGCCGCGUGGACAAAAAGAGGAAGAGAAAAAGCGAGCCAAAGUCAAGGGACGUCGAAGCGAGUCGCUUGGACUCGGACGAGGAGUUGGAGAGAAGCAGGAGAACUAAGGAUGAGACGAGCAACUCGACGUCGAGUUCGAGGGCGUCUUUGAAGGGUUGUCGGGGCCGGGAGGAGCGAAGACGGCGCUCGGAUGUCGAGAAAUCGGCCAAGUCCGAUCGGCAAGAGUCGAGAGCUCGGAGGAAACGCGAGGGAAACGGAAGACGCGAAUCAACGAGCGAGCGGUCGAGCGAAGAUACCGACUCGGACUUUCGGAGUAAGAGGAGGUACAACGGGAGAAAGAGACGAUCGGAUCGUGAUUGA